Molecule: messenger RNA, 894 nt
Organism: Verruconis gallopava
Lineage: Eukaryota; Fungi; Ascomycota; Dothideomycetes; Venturiales; Sympoventuriaceae
Exons: 1
Coding region: 353-784 (143 amino acids)
Source: RefSeq, a predicted model, not a curated record
GUCUGCACUUGCAUGUCGCAUCGAGUCAACAGUCAUUUUUUUCUUCUUCUUAUUAGAACCUUGCUGUUCUCGCCGCCACGAGGACAGUAUUUGUUUUGUGUCUCAUAUAUCACCGUGCCCAACCCCCCAAGCCUCAUCCCUUAUCACCAUCAAACCUUUUCUCCAAAUAAGCUAUUAUACUUUGGGCCUGCAUCCCUGUGAUCCGCCCACGCGUCCAGCACGUAAAUAUCAGUCCGGCCAUAUAUCAACAGCUCAACACCCGCGUCGUCCCCCAACCACGUCGCGCAAGAGAAACGUCUCUCUCCGUCCUGGACAACAACAGCAACAAAGAAUACAGCACACGCACCAGACCAUGUAUUUCGACAUGGACUUCAAGUCAUCACCCAGUCCAUCGGCGUCAUCGCCACCCAUCUCCAUCGGCUGGCCCUCAGCCUCGUCUGCCACCUCUUACUCAUCACGCAGCGCAUCGUCAGCAACAUCAGCAUCACAAAGCAUGACCUGCGCAUAUCCAAGCUGGACUGGCUUCUCACCGUCGGCGACACCGAACGCAUUUAUCAGCGACGAGGAUCUAUUUCCAGACGAGCUCCUCGACGGUGCCAGCCCGCUGCUCUCGGAGGCCCCCGCUCCGCCGAGGGACAUCCCGUUCCCAACUGCGAUGCCCAUGCCGCUUCCACCACUCUAUGCAUCGGAAAAGAAGAAGUCAAAGCGAAGGUCCUCCAAGACCAAGAAGCGACCGUCAAACAAGCUCACUCCCAUCUCGGAAUCGCCCGAGGUGUCCGAGUGAGCUCGCCGGCGACUUCACUUUUUUCUUUUCCACAGGAUAAUGUGUACGUUGGCACCGUGCCCACCACAGGGCUUUUUUUCCCAGCUGCGCGCAUGCCGCUGACAUGGCUU